This is a messenger RNA of Oppia nitens, 1119 nucleotides long. RefSeq names its product neuropeptide SIFamide receptor-like. Gene Ontology annotation, cellular component: membrane. Lineage: Eukaryota; Metazoa; Arthropoda; Arachnida; Sarcoptiformes; Oppiidae. Gene Ontology annotation, molecular function: G protein-coupled receptor activity; peptide binding. Gene Ontology annotation, biological process: G protein-coupled receptor signaling pathway. The transcript has 5 exons. The coding region runs from base 1 to 1119 and encodes 372 amino acids. The record is from RefSeq and is a predicted model, not a curated record.
AUGUUGUUUUUUAAUGAAACUAUUAGACAAUUGUCUAGCAAUAGUCGGCUACUGCUAAUCAAUGAUAAUAUCAACGAUAUCUAUAAUUAUAUUAAUACCGAUACCACUGUCAAUGAUGAUGAUGACUACUACUACUACAACACCAUUACCGCAGUCACAAACGGGUCGACCAUUACUAGUACUACUACUACUACUACUGGUAGUAGUGGUAGUAAUACUGGUGCUGCCGAUGAUUGCUCGGCCAAUCUGGACAUAUCGGUCAUCGAUUUCCAACGUCUACAAUAUCCGCGACCCGAACUCAUACGAUCGUCAUCGGCUGGUAUAUCAUUGAUAACUAUACUACAAAUAGUAGUCUGCCUAGUGGUCAGCCUAGUCAUACUCGUAGGUAACGGUGCCGUCAUAGUAGCCGUUAUAGUAUGUCAUCAUUUGAGAUCAACUAUCAACUACUACCUAACCAAUCUGGCCGUUUCAUCCAUACUAGUAUGCGGUUUCUGUUUAUGGAUCAAUCAAAUAGAUAUGAUAACCAAACCGUUUUAUCUAUUGGGCUCAUUUAUGUGCAAAUUUAAUGCAUUCAUACAAAUGACAUGUCUGACCUCAUCGGUACUCACACUAUCGGCCAUAUCGUUGGACCGUUUUGUGGCCAUUCUAUAUCCAUUGAAGGCCCGAUUCACUAAACAACGUACCGGACUAAUCAUAUCGGGUAUUUGGUUGGCAUCGAUGAUCAUAUCCAUACCGUUCCUACUGUUUCGCCGACAUCACUAUAUAUAUUGGCAUGAUUUUACCGAAAGUCGAUGUAUGGAAACCUGGCCAACCCCUCGCUACUGGAGCCCCCAGCGACAACAGUGCGUUACAUUGAAUACCUACAAAAAACUAUACUAUUUGUUGGUUACGGUCAUAAUGUUUUUCCUACCUGUCCUCGUAAUGUUGACCGCCUAUUCGUUGAUUGUCAAAAAACUAUGGCAACGUGUCGUACCCGGCGAUUGUCUAACUAAGCGCCAGUAUUCCCGUCAAAUGGCGUCCAAAAAGAGACUCAUUGUACUCUAUUCACAGUUUGGACAUUCAUCCCAUGAUUCAGGAGAGUCACAGUUUACGCAGUUAGCGACCAUUCAAUUUCUGUGA